Molecule: messenger RNA, 336 nt
Organism: Caenorhabditis remanei
Lineage: Eukaryota; Metazoa; Nematoda; Chromadorea; Rhabditida; Rhabditidae
Exons: 1
Coding region: 1-336 (111 amino acids)
Molecular function (GO): protein binding
Source: RefSeq, a predicted model, not a curated record
AUGAUGGAAUCGGGGGCGCCUCUCGCGCGCGAGGCGACAUUCGACCGCGUCGAAAAAAAGCGAACAAUCGCCGAGGAAAUCGAUGAGAUGAUGAAGUAUUACGCGUUUGACGACGCGAUUUUUCUCGCCGAAAUCUAUUAUGAGACGGAUAAAACGAACGGGGCGAAUCACUCGGAUGCACUACUCACUUAUGCCGAUUGUCUGUAUCGAGCGAAUAAAAAAGAAGAGUGUUAUGGAUUGUUGCGGUCGACGAAAUUCACUGGAGCACGACUUCAUUUCUUGUUUGCCAGGGUGGCGUAUGAUUUGAAUAAGUGCGUUUUUCAGAGUGAUUUCUGA